Messenger RNA from Prunus avium (sweet cherry), 1904 nucleotides. It is a transcript of the gene DJ1C, whose product is annotated as Class I glutamine amidotransferase-like superfamily protein. Lineage: Eukaryota; Viridiplantae; Streptophyta; Magnoliopsida; Rosales; Rosaceae. The record is from RefSeq and is a predicted model, not a curated record. Gene Ontology annotation, biological process: glyoxal metabolic process. Gene Ontology annotation, cellular component: cytoplasm.
UGGACUAUGUUUCGGUCCAAGAUAGAAAAUCCUACCGAACCCAGAUAAGGUCCACUUCGUGAUUCUAGCGCCAAACUGGGAAUUGCGUCAAUGGAGUCUCUGUCUUCUGUUCUCUCACCAACCGUGGUGAAAUUUUCUUAUCCAAUGCUUGCUUCAAUGGCUGCCUCUGCAGCUACUGCUCCUUCUUUCUCACUGAGGUCCAUGGCCUCUGGACAGCGAAGAACAGCUACUUCAAAACACUCUGCAAAACCCACUAAAACCCUCUCUGCAACAACAGCAACAAACCCAGUUUCUAGUACAACCAGCACAAGCACAGCCACAUCGCUACCUCCCAAGAAGGUUCUGGUUCCAAUUGGGUUGGGGACAGAAGAAAUGGAAGCUGUCAUUAUAGUUGAUGUUCUGCGCCGAGCUGGUGCUGAUGUCACUGUGGCCUCGGUGGAGCCACAGCUCCAAAUUGAAGCUUCUUGUGGUACUAAAUUGGUUGCUGAUACCUCCAUUUCCUCAUGUUCCGAUCAAAUUUUUGAUCUUGUGGCUUUGCCGGGAGGAAUGCCUGGCUCGGUGAGGUUAAGAGACUGCGCAGCACUGCAGAAAAUUACAAGCAAACAGGCCGAGGAAAGGAGGUUAUAUGGAGCUAUAUGUGCUGCUCCAGCAGUAACACUUCUACCAUGGGGUCUUCUAAGGAGAAGACAGACUACAUGCCACCCUGCAUUCAUGCACAAGCUUCCAACGUUCUGGGCAGUCAAAUCAAACAUUCAAGUUUCAGAAGGGCUCACAACAAGCCGUGGCCCUGGAACUUCUUAUGUGUUUGCCCUAUGCCUAGUUGAACAGCUAUUUGGGGAAUCUGUUGCCAAGGGAAUUGGAGAAUCAUUGUUGGUGUGCCUCGAUGAUGAUAACUCUAGAAAGGAAGAGUUCAACAAAGUUGAGUGGUCUUUUGAUCACAUCCCUCGCGUUCUGAUUCCAGUUGCAAAUGGUUCUGAAGAGAUUGAAGUAGUGACUAUUGUAGAUAUUCUACGACGAGCAAAGGUUGAUGUAGUAGUUGCUUCAGUUGAAAAAUCUGUGCAGAUUUUGGCAUCUCAAGGCACCAAAAUCAUUGCUGACAAAUUGAUUGGUGUUGCUGCGGAGUUAACUUAUGAUUUAAUCAUUCUUCCGGGAGGAACUGCUGGUGCUGAGCGGUUAAACAAAUCUAGGAUUCUAAAGAACCUCCUCAAAGAACAAGAACUAGCUGGAAGAAUAUACGGGGCAGUCUGUUCCUCACCGGGAAUCCUACAUAGACAAGGCUUACUGAAGGGUAAGAAAGCCACUGCUCACCCUUCCAUUGUAAGCAAGCUCACAAACGAAGUGGUAAAUGGCACCAAAGUAGUGAUUGAUGGUAAAGUGAUUACAAGCAGGGGACUUUCUACGGUCACAGACUUUGCAUUGGUUAUUGUGAGCAAACUAUUUGGUCAUGCAAGGGCAAGAAGUGUUGCAGAAGGCCUUGUUUAUGAGUACCCGAGGAGUUAAGAUGAUCUGGACUCAGAACCAAGUCCUUGCGGAUGGAAUGCAAUCUUCAUCCCUUAGCCAUGAAGAGUAGAGUAUAGACUGUCAGAUCACAUUAGCCAAUGGAAGCAGAAUCUUCAUACCAAACAGUUUUGGAAAAUGGAUUUUUGAAAGUAUUGAGUUUGUUCACGUUGUCCAUCCGUUUCUAAAGUGCUUUUCUCCCCAAACUGCACAUUGGCUGGUCCAGCUUCCGCAACAUCACGACUAACAACUUACCAUUUUUUGUAUCUGCAGAGACAGUGAACCUUCAGUAAUUGAUGCGAAAGAGAAUGCAUUUGAGAUGGAAAGGCCUGUAAAUUUUUGUUGGUUGUUACUUGUUGUAAGUUUAGGUGUUCCAGGCUUUUUAGCCACUCCGUUUAUUUUCAUGA